Molecule: messenger RNA, 1671 nt
Organism: Chironomus riparius
Lineage: Eukaryota; Metazoa; Arthropoda; Insecta; Diptera; Chironomidae
Source: the annotation of a GenBank genome assembly
AUAAAAACCUUAUCAGUUCCAAUUUAAACUUAUAAUGCAAGUUAUAAUUUAUAAAUAUUGCAAAUAAAACUUCAAUUAAAAGUUUACAUUUUAUAAAUUUAAAAAUGAGUGACAUAAACAGCUUACCAGAAGACAUCAUUAUUGAAAUUUUUGGAAAUUUGAGUCCAAAAAUGAUUAAAACAUGCAGUUUAGUUUGCAAAAGCUGGAACGAAAUCAUAGCGAAUUCAUCAAACUUAAUGAAAAACUUUCAACUCAACUUAACCAACUCUGAUGUAAAUAUAUGGAUAGCUAAAGAAAUCAGGAGGAAUCAUCAAUCGAUAAUAGUUAAAGAUUUAGAACACGAUUCAUUGGAUGUUAUCAGCAGACACAACUUGAAAUCACUUAAUAUAUCUGACGCAGAAGAUAUAAAAAUAUCAAUACUGAUCAAAGCAUUAAGGAAUCUUCCUGCCUUAAGUGAUUUUGAUGCAAGAUAUGCACAAAUCAUUCACGACAUUCCAAUUGUUGCCCACUUAAAGAAGAUUCGAACAAAUCUUAAGAAACUCCAAUGUGGUCUUGAAAUCAUUCAUAUAUUUAAUUGUUCUUCACUUAGGAAAUUUGAAGUAGUAACCGAAGAGUCUCCAAACUCUAAUAGUAAAGAGCUGUUGAUUGAUUUUUUAUCAAAACAAAAGGAUUUAAAAGAACUAACGUUAUGUGAUGAAUUUGAUGGAGAUUUAUUUGAUUCGGAUAAGAUCUUUAAGUUCAAAUUUUCCUUAAUGAAGCUUACUUUAUGGAAAUAUACGCCUUUCAUUUAUUAUGACAUAUUUAUCAGAUUAUUGGAACUCCAGAAAAAUUCUCUGAUCAGCUUAGAAGUCAAUUUUAGUACAGAACCAAAAUCUGGGAUUGAAAUCAUUCUUAAAUUUGUUAUGGAACAUUUGGUAAAUUUGAAACAUCUUAAUUUUGGACAUAUUGAUGCUGAACUUGAAAAUAGCCCAUUUUCAUUUAGGGAUCUUAUUACUGAGAAGCAGGUUGCGAAUAACAUUGAAAGUUUAGUAUUUUAUACUCCAUAUGAUUUAGAUGAAGCCAAAAGAUUUUUUAAAAUGCUUCCAAAUCUUAAACGUUUGAAUUUUAGAGCUGUCCAUAGCAUAACAGUUCAGGAUGUUCAUCUUCUUCAGCAUAUAAGCUGCAUCACCAAAUUAGAGUCUUUAAGUAUCAUUUCAUUAAGACCUAAUGAUCUAAACUACAUGCAAUUUCCAAAUCUCAAAGAAAUUUCUGUAGAAUGUUGGGAUAAAGACUUCUUGCCUGCUUUUAUUACUCAACAAUUAAUUGAGUAUUGGAAUGAAAAAUAUUUAUGUUCUUUUAUUAAUCGCCAUUCAGGAACUUUAGAAAAGAUUAGUCUUCCAGAUGCUGAGAUUAUUACUGAAGUAGUUGCAAAAGAAAUAUUAAAUUGUAUAAAUUUUAAAAGUAUCCAGCUAUUUCAGCAAGAAAUAAGCUUACGUCCUAUGAUGCCGUUUCGUGGCAUUUCCUUAAAAAAUUCUGUAACAUUUACAAUUAAAACAGGAUUUGAGAAAAAAAUAUUCAUAUUUCCUGAUGAUAAAGCUCUUUGGAAUGAAGAAAUAAAAUCUUUGAGAUGAGGAAAAACAUGUUUUAAAAGCUUAAUAUUGAUUUAUUAAUAAAAUUAUAUAUGGUCAAAAG